AUGCACCAACUCGCAGCUGACGAAUCCUCGACUUACCCCAUUGGUGCAGAAAUAGUGCGUCGAGACUUCUACGUAGAUGACUUGAUAUCUGGAGGCGAUUCGAUGGAAGAAGUACUGAAUAUCAAGCUACAAACAACUAGCCUCCUUGCUCGAGGAAACUUUAAGUUACGCAAGUGGUGCUCUAAUAGUCCAGAUAUCCUUCGUGAUAUACCUGACGUAGACAAGGAACGUUUCCUUAAGUUUGACGAUGGCAGUGACAUCACCAAAGCUCUGGGACUAGUUUGGGAUCCGGUCAAGGACAAGCUGCUAUUUUCGUUUGUGCCACAACGAGAACUCGGUAAAAACUCAAAACGCUCCGCGUUGUCUACUCUAGCUCGCUGUUACGAUCCCCUUGGACUAAUGGGCCCUACGCUGACCAAGGCGAAGAUUCUUCUGCAACGCAUGUGGAGAGACAAGCUUGAGUGGGAUGAGAGUCUACCGCAAUCGUUAAACACCGCCUGGUCUACCUUUUGCAGCGGGUUUGCAGACAUACAGCACCUAUCAUUUCCUCGUUACGUCUUGCAACCUGGGGCCAUUACAGAAAUUCAUGCAUUUUGCGAUGCAAGCCUUGAAGCUUAUGGGGCUUGCGUUUAUACGCGUUCAGCCAAGGAUAGUAAGGUACAAGUGCACCUGUUGUGUUCGAAGGCCCGUGUCGCUCCACUGAAGACUAUCACCGUGCCCAAGCUGGAACUCUGUGCAGCAACACUGCUGGCACAACUCAUGGAUUCCUCCACUGUCCUCUCGUGGCUGCGAGAAGAACCAUCGAAAUUUAACGUAUUUGUCGCUAACCGAAUUUCCACCAUACAUCAAUUAACGGAGGGCAUGCGGUGGCACUAUGUUCCGACAGCAAUGAAUCCGGCGGACAUUUUAUCCAAAGGAGCUACCCCGCAGGAACUUCUAGGAUCUUCACUUUGGAUGCACGGCCCGUCAUUUUUGCGAGAAGUGGAGGGCAGCUGGCCGCGCAUGUGUCUACCACAACCAAAACUUCCAGAACUUCGACAAAAGGUGUUGCUUGCCGCACAUAACCGCAAUGACAUUUCGCUUUCGUUCAAGUACAUUAAUUCAUUUGGAACAAUGCAGCGCAUUUUUGGGUACGUCAGCAAAUUUGUCAAUAUUACAACAUCGCCAAGCUCUUCGCAGCUCACAGCCGCAGAUAUUCACCAUGGAACUCAACUGCUUAUUCGCUUAGUACAAAGAGCGCAACUUUGGCCGGAGUACACGGCAUUACAGGCCAAUAAUUGCGUCCCGAGUUCGAGCAGCAUUGUUUCGCUAUCACCAUUUCUUGAUGACUUUGGAAUUAUUAGAGUCGGCGGGCGAUUAAAAAACUCUAUGCUUAGUUUUGAAUCGCGCCACCCAUGCAUUAUUCCGAAGGAUCAUCCACUGACAUUUAGUAUAAUAACCUUUUUUCAUCGCAAACAACAUCACGCAGGUCCUCAAGCUUUACUCGCCGUCAUUCGAAUGCAGUUUUGGCCCAUAGGUGGUCGGAAAACAGUCACUCGAGUCCUACAAAAAUGCAUUAUUUGCUGCAAAUCGAGACCGCGCCUUGUCGAGCACAUAAUGGCCGACCUGCCUAAAGAGCGAAUUCAGGCAUCGCGCCCAUUCAUAGCCACCGGUGUGGACUACUGUGGGCCAUUUUAUUACAAGCCUGAAGCUGUAUGGAUGGAGUUGGUAAGAGACCUCUCAACAGGUGCUUUCAUUGACGCGCUAAAACGAUUCAUCGCUACGUGUGGCAUACCCAGCUGCAUCUGGUCUGACAAUGCGACGAAUUUUGUAGGCGCCAAGAACGAGCUUAAAGAACUACGGAACUUAGCCCUCAGCGAGAAACACCGCAGCGAAGUCCACAACUUUUGCCUCAGUAAUGGCUUUGAUUGGCGUUUCAUCCCACCUCGCUCUCCGCACUUUGGCGGUUUGUGGGAAGCGGCCGUAAAAACAGCCAAACAACAUUUCUAUCGUUCCGUUGGCUCAUCACUGCUUGGCUUCGAUGAAUUGCAAAACCCAGAGGAUUUAGAUGUGCUAACGCCAG
Molecule: messenger RNA, 2062 nt
Organism: Rhagoletis pomonella (apple maggot)
Lineage: Eukaryota; Metazoa; Arthropoda; Insecta; Diptera; Tephritidae
Exons: 4
Molecular function (GO): nucleic acid binding
Source: RefSeq, a predicted model, not a curated record